AGAUUUCUGGAGAACAACAACAUUUCCAGUGUGGAACCAGGAGCCUUUCAGAGUUUUAGUAGAUCCAGGUUGUUUUCUUACUUGUAAGUUUUUAGUUUUCUUUGGCUUGCGGUUAAUGUGCCACAUGUUCAUAUAAUUUCCCUUUCUUAAUCGUGUUUUGAACCCGAUUCGAAUUAGUGGAUUAUUGUUAUUAUACAUAUCAACCUUGUUACACAUAGAUAUAUCAUGUAAGCUAUAAUUGAUAAAGGUACACCUUAUCCCACCCUUCUCGGGACAAUACAAGGGAGACACGAAACAAACUUGGCAACUGCGAUGAAAGUCGGAACCAAUUUAGUAUAGAUGAACAGUUCUAUAAUCAUGCCAGCGAAGUAACGUAAAACUAUUAGCAAAACGUUAGGGAGCUCAAGCAAAGACGUUUUCGAAAGACGCAUGUCAACCGGAAGUGGACCUCUUACAUUUUUGGUCAGUGAUUUUGCCCAAACUUUCGGCCAAAUUGUCUCUACAAGAAUAAAGAGACUUACCAAUAAAAAUUUGUUAGCGUCAAGGCAUACUCAAGGAGAGAAGGUCUCACUUUCUGUAGACGUGCAACGCCCAAAACGCCUGUGCAUAAGCCCCCUAUUAACAGUUUUAAGGAGUCAAGUAACCAUAAUCUGUUUCAAGGUCUGCUCAAAUUAGUCUCGAACGUUGAGACAGCUUUCCUUCUCUUUCCACUAUCCGUUUCAGGAUCUGUGGUAGACGGUCUUGAUAAGGUGGAACUCUUCGCCUGGCCAUUUUCUUCAACUGAGGGAGAAACUAUACUCGGCAUGUGUGACGGUUCCUUUCCUCUUUAGAUAUCUUCCGAUGAUGGCAGUAUUCCUCUAUAACUGAACAUUCUGAGAAGACCUCACAGUAAUGCUGUUGCCUUUGCUGUCUAGUGACAAUGUCAUACGGUCCCAGUGCAAAUGCUGCUGACAACGUUUUUUUCUUGUUUCCCUCGUUUUAAAGGCCUCUUUCACCUGUAACCAGAUCUGAAUAUUCGGUAUGGCUUCUCUUGUCUGCAAAGAGGUUAAUCCGGAUUUUCCUCUAGAACUUAAGCUGCACCCACUCCGGUGGUACUCUGAAGAGUCCAUCCGUAUUCUAUCAAUUAUUAAUCAACUUCUUUCUUCACUGUUAGCCUUCCGCUUGCGCAAAUCGCAUUGUUUGGAUAGGACUGGUUCUGAAUUUCCGCCCGGGUCAGGAUGGUGGUUUAUACCAGAGCCGGACUAACAAUCAAGGUCUAGUAAAGUCAUAUUGUCGAUGAUUUAAGACCUUGUCUCAGAUGAUCGCGUCUUCCGUCUUGUCUCCUUCCUUCUUUCAAUGGUCAAAUCGAAGCAAACAUGAAAGAACACACACCGCUGUUCGAAAAUGUCUCAUAAAGUAGUUAUGGGGUCUUCUUAUAAGGCUGGUUUGGUGAAUUAAACAUAAGAUAAGCAGGGCUUCGUUUCAUUUAAGUUACUGCUUUUUUCUCAGUUAAUUUUUCCAUUACAAGCCGAAUAUCAUGGUGCCAAAAUUUAAUUGUUGCUAAAAGAAUGUCUAGGUAGCAGAAGUCUUCAAGGAAGGCAUUUCGGAGAAGCUACCGUCGCUAUUGUGACAUUUUGUCAAUCGUAAAUCGUGCACGUGGAAAGCCGUCACAUCAAAACUGUGAGUAUUUGUUUUUUGGACCUGCCUUUCUGUCAAAUAUCGCCGCCAGCGCCUAUGAACGUAAACGAUGACAACAAACUUGAAAAUGUUCAAAGAAGCUUGGUGUUAUUUUUUAACUGUUACGGAACUCAACAAGAAACCUAAAGAAAGACAGGCAGGAGCCUUAUGCAGAGUUAUGGGAAUAAACUGUGUCAAAGUAAUGAAUAGCCGUAAUACACUAAUCGGACUUUACUAGAAAAACUCAGAAAAGACUCUGUCUCUCUUGGAGUUGGUGAGUUCACAAACGUCAGUUCGAGGACACUGCCGAUUCUCCGAACACUGCUCAUACAGCAGAAAAUUAAACGAAAUAAUAUUGGUAGCAGCGGAAACCCAAGAGGUCGUAGCAAAUGUAGAAAAACCAACAGGUCUGUGCAAGUAUGGAGACACUGAAAACCAGUGAAGUUUCGUGAAAAGAAGCAGCCAUGAAGUAAACCAGCCAAUAAAGUUUAUCAAAUAAGUGGAGAUCAACAGAGAUUUGCAGAUGAUAGUGAUUAAUUGGACGACUCAUCUUCAUUAUUGAGAGAGUAGGGGUUGUCACUGGUAAUGUAGGUAGAUCGACUUUUAUAAUACCCUUAACUUUUCUCACUGAAUACAGUCGUACAGUUACAACUCAGCUGGAUGAUACUCGAGCGACAUGCACUACAAUGUCCUGUGCAGAUUUUUUGAAUAUUUUCCAGCAAAGUUCACUUGGCCACCCAUGGAGGUAAGAUCAGGCUUUAUGACGGCAUUGUGGUCACUCAACUGCGCUCCUACUCAUUUACAGUUAACCGACAAAGAAGCCCAAAGUGCAAGAUAAAAUUUGACAUUCUGGAGAAUGCACCGUGGCCCAUCAUAGAUGGCAGAAUAUACAUUGUGCGAUGUUGAAUAGCCUCAAGAGCAGGAGAGCCUGUUCACUUAUAAAUGGCAAGCAUGAACCGCUCACUAUAGAUGAACUUUUGAACUAAUAUGAAGAUGUGUUCACAUGACUUGGUUGCCUUCCAGUGGGAUAUCACAUUGAAGUAGAUUCAGCCAUCAAGCCAUCAGAUGUCACUGGUAAACCAUGAAUCAUCUCCUGGCUGUCAGUGAUCUUCUCAGAUGUUCUGGUUCACAUGAUCGUAAUUUCAUAAUGUCUGCCGAAGUAGUCAACCAAGAUCGACUAACAUAGAGUCACCUGACGGUAAAGGACCUAAUAAUCCAGGACCAAGUGCUGCCAUGGAACUUGUGGUAAGGGGGUUGACUUAAUUGUUUUAGGCUAGGCAGGACUGCCUGCUAACUGUUAUCCCAACUACGUUUUGCGAAAUCUUCCCGCCUCCUUAUCAAUCUCAGGAAGCCAUACUUCAAAUUGCAAUCUCUUCUGUCUUCAGACUAGCAAUACUUGAAUUAACCUCGUAUUUCAGCUCAACGACUCGUGGUGUCAACUUGCUAACUACUCAAUUCUGGUGCAAAUGAUCAUAACAAUUCUUUAAUGAGAAAGUUUCUUGUCCUGUAACAGUUCUAGGUAGGCGGUAACAUCUAGGACUGAGUUCAGAACACUAGUUGUCCGUCGCUAACUUAUUCAUGCAUUUGAAUGUCAGACAGACUGACCUGACCGGUAGCCACCGUAGGUUCUUAAACAUAGGGGUGUAGUCGUACUUCCUUGUUAGUCGAGCUUGCUUUAGCAGAGUGAGACUCAGAAAAUGUAGGCGUUUCUUUUUUUUUUUCAUUUUUUUUUUCGUCUAUCCGUCCCAAAUGGUAGGUUCGAGUCCCAGGCGUUCCUAGCUUAGAAUAGAAAGCUGCGUAGACUGCUUGCAGUCCACCUUUUCUCUUAAAAUCUGUCUAGUUCUUAUCAAAGCAAGCCGCUUGAGUGCUUAGGUUUCGCGUGCAGUAACUUUGCAAAGAAAAAAAAGAGACCGAGACUGCUCGCAGUCUAAAAGCUGCGAAAGAUGUCCAGUUUUUCCUUGAUUUUCGUUUAUUUACACAUGCGUAUCGUUCGAAUCAAUUCAGAAACAAAUCGUCGAAAACGAAUUAAAAAGUAAAUAUCUUGAAGAAUACUCGGCCGUCGAUAAAGUAGGAAUUGAAAAACUGUUAGCCAGGAAAUUCUGCUUCGUGUAGAAUUAAUCGCCUCCUAGACUGCAAGCAGUCUCUUAUUUUUCUUUUGAGUUACAGUAGCUCGAGAGCACAAUUUUACUUUUUCGCUGGCGGCGUGUGGCUCUGAGAAAAGAAGAAAGACCGCUCCCCGUCUAAUCGCCUCGUUAUUUCUUAUCUUAUCUCCAAGCAAGCGAGACUCAAUGCUGCUUAUAACAGCGUUCUUGUUCUACUAAUGAUGCUACAAACAGAGUUUCAGACAAUCUAGAGCGUUUUAGUUGGACUCAGUAGUAUUUCUCCAAGCGUUGAAACAGUAGAAUAGUUUGCCGGGACAUUUAUUAAACAGUUAAAGCUUUUUGACCACAAACAUGGUUUACUUGAUUUAUCUGUCCCCGGUGCGACAUGAAGGUGAAACUAUCGACAUGGGUGUGAUUUGUUGGUUUUGAUGAGGGAAAUACUCCUAGAUCUAACAGUGUUUCAACAGAUGUGAGGUACUUUCCCAGCAUACUUAGACUAUUCCAAUUUUUAGAUGUCUUUGAUUCAGUUUUGUCUGGCUUGAUAAAGCAAUAGAGUUUUUGCACGCGGGCUUACAUAUGUUUCUUCCUCUUGCUCAGGGGAUCAAGAAUUUACAAAUUGUUUGUUAUUUUCUGUCUUUUUCAGCCACGAUUUGAACUUUGAAAAUAGCAGCGUGAUUUCCUUGAUAAAAAAGGAAAGAAAACGGGCGGCGCAAACAAUGGCUUCUCGAUUUUGAUUAGCCACUUGCAUCUUAUGACUGUUUGAUCCUCUCCUUUUAUUGGUUUAUUUCAGAAGGCUAAAAUAUAUUUUAGCCCGCAAAAUGCGCCAAAAUGCCCGACAAAGUGAUACUAAUAAGUAAAUUAUUGCACGUCCAGCGACAGGCUCACCCUCAGUCUUGAUGGAACAUAGAUAUGGAAUUUGGCCUGUCCUGAAGGCUAAAUGUAGGCAACAAUUGAGUGUCAUUCAGGUAAUUCUGCGGGAACGAGUGUCUGGGCAUGUUGGGAGAUGUUCCUUAAAUACAUACUGAAACAACAGUGGCCCUAACUAUACUUCUUCGGGGUACUCCGCUGGUCAUGGGUAAACUAUCUGAAAUGACGAUGUUGAUUUUGGACUUGAUUGCCCGCCAGAAGGCAGCUGCGAAACCCUGGAUUUGCAUAAGAUGACAAUCUAACGUCGUGGAAAAUGCUGUAGAAUACAUUACUCAUGUUAAGCAGCACUAUGGCACGAAGCUGUUUCUGAUCUACAGCCUUAACAACAGCGUCAGUUGAUUGAAUGAUGGAUUUAUCGCAAGCAUCCGUGGUCUGUAGCCCCCUCUAGUGAUGAAGUCAAAUUGAUCCUUGUUGGUGAUGUCUCUGUUGAUUUUGUCCAGUUCCUUUCAUAACUCUUUCUUUACGUCGGAAGUGGGGGACAGUGCUGAUACAUACUUGCUAACAAGCAUGACAGGACCGUAUGUGUUGCUGCCGCGAAAAGCAAGGAGUCAUUUAUUGCUAGUAGCUAGGCUAUUCCUCACUACAGAACCUUCUCCAUGCUCUGGACUCCUUGCCCAUAUAGCUAUUUUCCCUCAGUGUGUGUGUCAGCCAUCACAUCCGUAUUUCCUGAAGGGUAGCUAUUCCCACAGAGCAUAUAACAACCUUGAACCUAGCGUGAUACUGAAUGAAAUGAAUACUAGUUAUGGAAUAAAGCCAGUAUACACAGUAUAAAGUAUACAGUUGUCUGUCAGUUUUUUGAAGGCAGCCGUUUUGCCUAGUAUCGUCUUCUGGAGUCACGUAGUACGUGCAUUUGGAAUCGAAACGCGAGCAUCCUUUUCAGAAGUGUCUCAAUUUGCCGCAAAACCCCCAUUCAAGAUCCUUGAUUACUUGUACACAGCCGCUUACAAGGCCUGGGCUCUUAAAUCUCCACAAGGGGUUAGGACAGUUUAUAAACGGAGGGGCUUAUAUCAGUUCGGGGGCCUAAAACCGGAAUUGAAAAAGCGCUUCGAAACUAGCGUUAGCGUUGCUAAUCAAAAUACGAUUUUCAUUCAUAAUAUUUGUCAUAUUUCGUCUUCAUUUCAAUACAAGUUAGAGGAAGGCUUGUGUCCAAGGGUUUCUUAAUCGCGGAUGUACUUUUUGCUUUGGCUAGAUAGACCUAUAAAACGGGGAGAGGCUUAUUAGUGGGGGACUUAUAAACAGCAUUUUACGGUGUUGUGAUUGAAUUCUUUUUAUUUAGCUCUUUGUAAUUGUGUAUGAUAAUGGAUGAUGGCGAGGUCAUACAUCAAUAAAACGGACUUAAACUCCAAGGGAAACGUUGAACCAAGACAUAAGCAAACUGCACUGUGGGAUCUAUUUGCUGACAUUUGAGGGUCACAAAAUACUUUUACGAUUACUUUCCUUUUAAAUGAAAUGUAGGUCGAUCAGUGGAAACAAGUUGACGAUUCUUAGAAACAAGACGUUUUCUGGCCUUAACUAUCUACAAAAACUGUGA
Messenger RNA from Porites lobata, 6216 nucleotides. NCBI's taxonomy places the organism in Eukaryota, Metazoa, Cnidaria, Anthozoa, Scleractinia, Poritidae. The record is from the annotation of a GenBank genome assembly.